Messenger RNA from Oncorhynchus masou masou (cherry salmon), 1814 nucleotides. Its product is annotated as 15-hydroxyprostaglandin dehydrogenase [NAD(+)]-like. Lineage: Eukaryota; Metazoa; Chordata; Actinopteri; Salmoniformes; Salmonidae. Gene Ontology annotation, cellular component: cytoplasm. Gene Ontology annotation, molecular function: oxidoreductase activity, acting on the CH-OH group of donors, NAD or NADP as acceptor. The transcript has 7 exons. The record is from RefSeq and is a predicted model, not a curated record. Bases 239 to 1024 code for a protein of 261 amino acids.
AGUCACAGAGAUGAGUCAUUCUAUGAUGCCAGUAGUGAGCUUCUACUGUAGGCCUAUCUCAUUAGGAGGUCGGUUUGGAAUAUGAAAAAGGUGAAAGACGAGACGGCGUAAUUAUCCACCGUGUGUUUAUUUAGCGCUACAUACACCACACGCCCCUUUUCUGACAACUAAUAUACCAGAUGAUAUAGGAGCCUACAUAAAGCAGCACGCGGUGUCGCAGCCAUAUGAAGCGUAAAAGAUGACUCUGCGAGGUAAAGUGGCUCUCGUUACGGGCGGUGCGCAAGGUAUCGGUAGAGCCGUCGCAGAAAGCCUUCUGAAGAAUGAAGCAAAGGUUGCACUUGUUGACUUGAAUCAAAGUGUCGGAGAGGAAUGCAAGAAGAUUUUAAAUGGAGAGUUUGGAGAUGGGAACUGCAUUUUCAUUCAGUGUGACGUGACGGACAGAUUGAAACUUAAAGAUGCUUUUCAAAGUAUAGUCGACCGGUUUGGAAGAUUGGACAUUGUUGUCAACAAUGCUGGCAUCAACAAUGAGAAGGACUGGGAGAAGACCAUCGAUGUAAAUCUGACAUCAGUCAUCAAGGGGACUUACCUGGCCCUGGAUCAUAUGAGCAAAGAGUAUGGAAAAGAAGGAGGAGUCAUCAUCAAUGUCUCAUCCAUGGCAGCUUUCCUUCAUUCCCCCUACCAGCCAGUGUACACGGCCACAAAGCACGGGGUGAUAGGCUUCUCCAGAGCCAUAGCGGAUGCAGCCGAAGUGGAGAACUAUGGUGUGAGGAUCAACACGCUGUGCCCUGCCUUCGUGGACACCCCUCUCCUGCGCUCCGUGGAACACGAGGACAACAUGGGCAAGUUUGACAAGUUCAAGGAUGACUUAAAGAGGAGCGUGCACAAGUUCGGGGUGCUUCAACCGUCGCUGAUCGCAGAGGGAGUGUUGCGCCUGAUAACUGAUACCGGUCUAAAUGGCGCUGUGAUGAAGAUCACCUGCUCUAAAGGGAUCCACUUCCACACCUACGAGCCCCUGUCCGCUUGAGAGGAACAACACGGAAUACCGUCGGACUUCUGUCACCCACCCAGACAAAGGCACUUAAAGUGGUCGGAGUAUGGAGUCAUUCAGAAAGUAAACCCAUGUGUCUAUGGAAUUGGUAGAAAUGUAGGGCCAUUGAAUUAGGAAUUAGAAUAGUAAUUUAAUGGGACCUCUAUUUGUAUGCCUACAUUGGAUGUAACCAAGAUUCCAGUAGUCCUACUGAAUAGGUGUGAACAAAGGUAGACAAACAGGGUUUAGUUUUCGGGUUUCCCUCAUCAUAGAAUCCUCCAGUUGAUUUGACUAGUAUGAGAGACUUGUUUCCCUCAUCAUAGAAUCCUCCAGUUGAUUUGACUAGUAUGAGAGACUUGUUUCCCUCAUCAUAGAAUCCUCCAGUUGAUUUGACUAGUAUGAGAGACUUGUUUUCCUCAUCAUAGAAUCCUCCAGUUGAUUUGACUAGUAUGAGAGACUUGUUUCCCUCAUCAUAGAAUCCUCCAGUUGAUUUGACUAGUAUGAGAGACUUGUUUCCCUCAUCAUAGAAUCCUCCAGUUGAUUUGACUAGUAUGAGAGACUUGGUACACAUUGACUGCUGUAUUUAUUUUAUUUAUUUAACGAGGCAAAUCUUAUUACCCAAUUAUAAAAUGGACAUUUUAUCACAAAGCACAAUGUGUUUACAAUUCUACCAAAUAACUGUAGUUUAUUUUUUGAUACAAUAGCAUACUUUAUUAUCAUAGAAUAUGUGGAAAUUGUAUUUUUGUUGGUUGUCAGACAAUAAACUUUGACUCCAUUCCUCUUCUCA